Phytophthora sojae is the source of this 1080-nucleotide messenger RNA. RefSeq names its product putative endo-1,3-beta glucanase. NCBI's taxonomy places the organism in Eukaryota, Oomycota, Peronosporomycetes, Peronosporales, Peronosporaceae. The transcript is spliced from 2 exons. The record is from RefSeq and is a predicted model, not a curated record. The coding region runs from base 1 to 1080 and encodes 359 amino acids.
AUGAAGCUCUACCUACCGACUCUCGUCGCCGCUGUGAUCGCCACGCUCUACGCUGGUGUCGACGCCGUUCCUAAAGGCGUCUCUGGCAUCAACUACGACGCUCGCAACGGCUCGGACUGGGAGACCAACAACGCCAGUUGCAAGAGCUUCACUGACGUCUACCAUGAAAUGCUGACCCUCCAAACGUUCACCGAGAAGGUUCGCACCAACUCGCUCAUUGAGUGCGACGUGGCCAACCUUGUGCUGCAGUUCGCCUCGAGCAUCGGCGUGACGGAGAAGGUCAAGCUCGGGGAAAUCAUCGACAAGGGCCGCUUUGACACUGUCACCAGCGUGCACGUUGGCAACGGUGCUAUCAGCCGCGACAACGUCACUGUCGACACUGCGCUUGAGUACAUGACGGAGAUCCGCGACUUCCUUCGAGGUCGCGGCAAGAACGCCUCGGUGACGAUCGCGGACAGUAUUGAAGUCUACAACACCAACCCGAAGCUCCUCGAAGCGGUCGACUACGUGUCGGUGGGCUACUCCCCGUUCUGGGAGCGAGUGGAUGUCAACGAAGGCGUGGCUGUUACCCUCGACCGCAUGAAGAGCCUUCGUAUUGCUGCGGAGAACAAGGACAAGCCCGUUGUCAUUGAUACCGCUUGGAGCUCUGGCGGCAUGAACCCAAUCCCCGACUUGGCUACCCCAAAGAACCAGGCCAAGUACUUCUCGGACUUCAUCCGGAUGGCCCACUCCCACAAGGACCUCGACUACUACUGGUCCGACGCGUUCGACGCCAAGUGGCUCAACGACCUCGACAUCGAGGCUCACCUGGGUGUCUAUGAGAAGGCUGGCGUGAUGAAGGAGGAGAUCUUCAAUCUGCAGUUCGAGAACUGGAGGGCCCCGCGUCUCAUUCGCACCGAGGGAAGCAUCAUGCUCUCAGAGGCGGAUGACAAGCUGUACAUGUCGGAGAAGUCGAACAACUGGCUCACGCAGGAGCAGCAGACGUGGUUCUUUGACGAGACCACGCAGCAGAUCCGCUCCAAGAGCAGCGACCGCUGCCUGGACGCGUACCAGCCCUGCUGUGCACUCAAAUGUAUCUAG